Messenger RNA from Mycotypha africana, 570 nucleotides. RefSeq lists its product as uncharacterized. Lineage: Eukaryota; Fungi; Mucoromycota; Mucoromycetes; Mucorales; Mycotyphaceae. The transcript is spliced from 4 exons. Bases 1 to 570 code for a protein of 189 amino acids. Gene Ontology annotation, biological process: protein import into nucleus. Gene Ontology annotation, cellular component: nucleus. The record is from RefSeq and is a predicted model, not a curated record. Gene Ontology annotation, molecular function: small GTPase binding; guanyl-nucleotide exchange factor activity.
AUGAAUAACGCAGCAUUGUUUGGAGGAGCCAUUGUGGCGCCCGUGCCAAAGACUUUUGUUGAUGCUAGUCAGUUUAGACAGAUUCCUGAUAAUCAAGAAGUUUUUGUUGACAUGAAUACACAACAGAGUCUGAUUUUCGAAUUAUUGGAGGAAGUGGACGCGCAUAAAAAUGAAAUUCCAAAAUUUCAUUUCCAACAACUGGCUGAAGAUAAUGAAGCCACAGAUGCAACUGUUAUAUCAAUUGAAAAACUCCAACCAGAAUCUGUUUCAUCAACAAUCUCAUCCGAAAGAACAGAAAUAUAUAUUCUUCAAGGCGAACAGAAAAUAGCCAAAUUCAACGAAGAGGGAGCAUGCAAUACAGUUGAGAUUUUUCUUGCUGUUGUUCGUUUAACUCAAGUAGCCACCGAUUUUGUCAUUUCUAUCAAUGCACCAGUCUCUUUAGCUCCAGGAAGUAGUGAGCAAAAGUCGAUCAAUCAAAGUAAUUCAGUAACAAACAUCGCUACAGUGAAACAGGAGAUCAAAGCGAUUGUAGAAGGAUUACAGAUCAAAGAUUGGGGUCUAUUUCAGUAA